This is a messenger RNA of Somion occarium, 1309 nucleotides long. The record is from the annotation of a GenBank genome assembly. Lineage: Eukaryota; Fungi; Basidiomycota; Agaricomycetes; Polyporales; Cerrenaceae.
AUGCCUUUGACAUUCGGCAGUGAUGCCACUUGCAGGAGGCCUGCGUGCAUUUUGGCAACACGUCUCUCGUCUUUCAUCUCUUCCACGACCAUUGCCACUGAGGAUAUCAGAAGAAAUACCACAACUUAGACAUCUGAGCAUGACUUCUCCUAUUCCCAGGGAUGUCCGCGAAUUCCUGGACAACUACGAUGAUAUUAAGGACGACGAGCGAAUAAACACAAACUUGGAGUUCUACCAGAACAAACGUAGAUGUCGACCGGACAACCUUCUCAUUGAUGAAAUACAUGAUAAGUGGAAGGGGGACUAUUCGAAGUUAGAGUACAAGCAUGGCUUCAUCCAGUGGCUCUUCCCUAUACAAGAGUACGGAAUGAACUCUUAUGCUCAGCCACUUCAACGCCAUGAGAUCACUGCUAUGAAGAAAGACCCAGCAAUCAUUGCUCGUGUGCUCAAGUCAUAUCGUCUCAUCCUGGAUUUCUACGGCAUGAACCUCGAUUCUUCUGAUACAGGUCGUUUGAGCCGUGUUAAACCAGAAGCGAAAUGUCAGGAGCGCUAUCGUAACCUGGUUCGAUCGAGCCACAACUACCUGCGGAUAUCUCGCAUCCUUAAAUGUCUCUCCGAGCUGGGCUUGGAAAGACUGAACGCAGGUUUCCUCCUUCAUAUCCUCAACGAGCAAAGCGAACAUCAAGAGUUGAACAACUCGAGUCUGAAGAGUAGUAUGGAUCGAUGGUGGGCGAAUUGUAUCCGGAAUGAGCAGGAGCGAGAAUGGAUCGGAGGUAUGAUUAGGAAGGUACGAUCUGAUCAUGACUUCGUCUUUACUCGAGAGAUGUACGAGAAGGCACUGGAGAGACGGAAGGAGACAGGGAGCCUUAGAGGUGAGGAUGCGAGGAUCACUUUGCCAUAGCCAUAGAGAUGUAGCGACCAGACUGAUCGGGACUAAGCACCCUCCUGUCAUCCGGUGGUGAGGGCUUGAGGGUCCAUAGAUUAGAAAGGGAUCAUCUGUAUAUCAUAGUUCAUAUGCCAAUCCUGUAAUAACGGCGUAGGUAUAGUACAUACCUUAGUUGUCGAAUGAUUCUGACAACACUCAUGUUAGACUACGCUCAUGGUGAUGUCUCAGCGGAGAGCAAGGUCAACCUCUCCAUAAGAGCCUUUUGCCUUGCGUUGCUAUAUUGAUUACUGACGGACUGUAGAAGAUGUUCAACAUCUUCGAAAAUGUUUCCCGCCUGAUUUGAUUCGGGCUCAGCAGAAGAAGAAUCUAUAACCUUGCGAUGCUAGCUCGACCGCUGCCCAGAAAUAUACCCGCUUCUCGCAU